CCACUCUUCCUCCUGCCGGUCUCUUGCUGCCCAGCCUAGCUAGCUAUCUAUAAACACCCCCCGCACCUCGCGCCUCCUCUCCUUCUCCCUCUCCGAUCGCCCAGCGCGCGCCUCUCUAUCCCGGGGCGGAGAUAUAUAAAUACACGAUCUUGAUCGGUGGGCAUGGGUGUCUGAGCCACCUGCCGGGGGCCCGCGGGCGCCAUUGAUGAGAGCACGGUUGUUCGUGGCGGCCGGACGCGAUGUCCGUUGUGGCGGCGGCGGCGGCUGCGGCCGUGGGGCCCGGCGCCGGGGCGGCGGCGUCUUACGGGCAGAUGUGCGGCGGCGGGGCGAGGAAGAGGAAGGACGUGGUCCUGGACCAGGAGGCGGAGGAGGAGGCGCGGGGUGACGGCGGCGUCGCGGCGCGCCGGCAGCCGCUCGCGGGGCUGUUCGUGCUGGAGACGGUGGAGGAGGCGGCGGAGGAGGAGAGGUCGUCCAUCGGCGCGGCGUCGGAGGACGAGGAGGAGGAGGGGGAGGAGGCGGACAGCGGGGGCGCACCGGCGGCGGCGAGGAGGAAGGGCGGCGCCGGCGCGCUCGCGUGCAUGGACGCCCUCGACGACGCGCUCCCCGUCAAGAGGGGCCUGUCCAACUUCUUCUCCGGCAAGUCGCGGUCGUUCGCGAACCUGCAGGACGCGGCGUCCGCGGUGAGCAGCGCGCGCGACCUGGCCAAGCCGGAGAACCCGUUCAACAAGCGGCGGCGCGUGCUCCGGUGCUGCUCCAUCCGGCGGGUCGCUUCCACCUCGCUCACCGCGCUGCCGCCCUUCCUCCCGCCGACCGCCGCCGGGAGCAACGGCGCCGGCGACUGCGCCGCCGGCAGUGGCUGAAGGACGGUACAAAUCGAGGAGGAGGAAGACAAGGUGGGCGAGAAUGCACGCAAUGGAUGGAUGGAUCGAUCCUUCGUAACAGUUUAGGAUCCCGUCUCAUCGACCAUGGUACACAUACAUACAUACUUAGCGCUAGGUGUUGAUUAAAAUUUCUUCUUUUAGACACCAGCAAGCAAUCAAGCACUUGUUCGUCGUAGCUUAAAUUGCAUUUGCAUUGAGCUGGCUGACCUCCAGAUCCAAUCCAAUCCAAGAGAGCGUGAGCACCAGACAGGAGUUUGUGGUGUUCAUGGUGCUACCUGCUGUGAUCCCAUUGGAGAGGGAGAGCUGGCCUGGCUCGCUCCUCCACCAAACUAACCCUUUUCUGAAGCAGAUGAAGUAAACAAGUGUACUAGCUCCCUUUUCCAUCCUAAUCUGUUCAUUUGAUCGUAGUGCGUUGCGUACUCUAAUCCUAAAUACUCCCAUUUCUAGCAAGCAGUAGCAUUAGUAUACAUACAGCACCGCACCGUAGUUGGCAACCAACAACCACACUUUGUAACAUGAUCAGCCUAGCCUUUUGAUCUGCUGAAUGAAAGAGCAAGAUGGAUCAGGCCAUGCCUGGUUGGUGUAAUUGUACUCUA
Molecule: messenger RNA, 1477 nt
Organism: Panicum hallii
Lineage: Eukaryota; Viridiplantae; Streptophyta; Magnoliopsida; Poales; Poaceae
Exons: 2
Coding region: 240-860 (206 amino acids)
Source: RefSeq, a predicted model, not a curated record